Cuculus canorus (common cuckoo) is the source of this 749-nucleotide messenger RNA. RefSeq names its product somatostatin (gene SST). Gene Ontology annotation, cellular component: extracellular region. Lineage: Eukaryota; Metazoa; Chordata; Aves; Cuculiformes; Cuculidae. Gene Ontology annotation, biological process: regulation of cell migration. The record is from RefSeq and is a predicted model, not a curated record. Bases 91 to 441 code for a protein of 116 amino acids. The transcript is spliced from 2 exons. Gene Ontology annotation, molecular function: hormone activity.
GCGAGGAGAUCCCCAACGCCGGAGCCGAGUCGCAGCGGAGCCGCCAGCGUCUCCUCGCCGCCGCCUCUCCGCGCCCGACCCGCCGGCGAGAUGCUGUCGUGCCGCCUCCAGUGCGCCCUGGCCCUGCUCUCCAUCGCCCUGGCCCUCGGCACCGUCUCGGCCGCCCCUUCGGACCCACGGCUCCGGCAGUUCCUGCAGAAGUCCCUGGCUGCCGCCGCUGGGAAGCAGGAACUGGCCAAGUACUUUUUGGCAGAACUUCUCUCAGAGCCAGGCCAGACAGAAAAUGAAGCUCUGGAGUCUGAGGACUUGUCCCGAGGGGCUGAGCAGGAUGAAGUGAGACUGGAGCUGGAGCGCUCGGCUAACUCAAACCCUGCUUUGGCACCCCGGGAACGCAAAGCAGGCUGCAAGAACUUCUUCUGGAAAACUUUCACGUCCUGUUAGCUUUUGAAACCCACCACCUCUCCUCCCUAUCCAUACCUGCCUUCUUCCUAGCCCCACACCCUGUGCAGAACCUUCACCACAAGAGGCGAAGACUGUAAAUACACAAUCCACAAUUAUGGUGAAAUUAAACAAACAAGGAAAAUUUGAGUUUGAUUUCCGGUUGUUUUAAUAAAACUUUCUGUUCCAAUUGUACAUUAUUUGCUUGAGUUGUGAUUUCUGACUAGUUCUUUAAUGACAUGCACUCUACAGCUCUUUCAGAUGUACUAUUUUUAAUUAUUCGUUGCAAUAAAGUUUAUGUUUCAAACAGU